This is a messenger RNA of Dermatophagoides pteronyssinus (European house dust mite), 1686 nucleotides long. RefSeq lists its product as uncharacterized. Lineage: Eukaryota; Metazoa; Arthropoda; Arachnida; Sarcoptiformes; Pyroglyphidae. Gene Ontology annotation, cellular component: membrane. The record is from RefSeq and is a predicted model, not a curated record.
GAUUUCGAAAACGGAUAUUAUUUCUAUUUUAUAACACAUAUAAUAUUUAGAAAUAAAUUCCUCUACCUUUUAAAAUUUGAUAAGAAAAAUUAGUCAUACGAUCGUUUAUCAUGAUGGAAAUUCAAGAUGUUCAUGAUAGUGAGAAACCGUUACAGCCUGAUAGAACAACAAGACGACGAAAAAACAUGGGAUUCUGGUCGAAAACAAUGUUUCAGCGAAUAUUUUUACAAUCGCUUUGUCGAUUGAUAAUCUAUUUGAAUAAGAUUUACCAAGAUUUUGGAGCUGUUAAUACUUAUCAUUCUGAACAUGCGCCAUAUUUUGAAAUAAUUUCAUUACUUUGUUUAAUACUUCCAUCAAUGGUAUUCGCCAUUUAUCAAAGUUUUGCCGAAUUUAUCAAGAAUGAAAAUUUCACCGCCAAGGCUAUCAUCACUAAAUUUGUAAAUGGAUUAUUAUUGAUGCCAUGGCAAAUAAAAAGACAUUUGGAUGGUCUUUAUUUUUCAUCCCAAAAUCUAUGUUCAUUCCGGCCAGCUAAAAGUGAUGAAAAGGAAAAUCUUCUUUUCGUGAAUCGUAAUGCAGAAACAUUGGAAUUUUUUGAAGAUUUUUAUGCUGGAUUCAUUCAAGUAGUCAUGCAGAUUUAUAUUCUUUCAGUCGAAACAAACAACAAAUAUUCAUUUAGUAAUAUUUUAUUCAAAAAAAAAUUUUGCAUUAUUCUUAUAUUUUUAUUUUUCAUUUCAGUUAUUGGAGAAGUAAUCGGUUCGGCUUUGUCGAUUUUUUCAAUGCUAAUUGCCAUCCGCCGAAGAGAUGAUGGAAUUCUUACUGGUUUCUUAUCCUUGAUAGGAUGGACAUCAAUGUUCACAAGUCGUAUCUUAGUGUUUGCUUUAGCUGCUAUCAUCAUCAAACAGUGGAUCAUUCUCUUAUGUUUAAUUCAUGUUAUUGGUUUCACCAUUUGGGUUUAUAUGAUUGCAAUGGAAGCAUUGGAUGCAGAUCCACAUGCUGAUCGAUCAAAGAAACGUGGAUUCGGUACUAUUGUUUUAAUUUUCUUUUUCUUCGGCCUUCCAUCAUUGGUUAUGUGGCCUUACAUGUUUCAUCUUAAAGAAAAACAACGUCCAUUGCGAUUUUUAUCCGUUGCCUUUAUCGAGAAUCUUAUUCUUGUUUCAUUAUGGUAUGGUCUUCAUUCAAAUCAAGCAAAAACGGAUAUCUAUUGGUUAAUGGCUGUAAUUAUAACUACAACUAUGGCAACCUUAUUCCUAUCAUUAUAUUUCUGUUGUAAACCAUCGAAAGUUGAUCAAGUUGUUUUACAUGAUAUGCGAUAUACCGAUACAGAUUCGUAUGGUAUUUAUUUCGAAUUUUGUGACAUUGUUUUCAACUUGACGGUAGAAAAAGAAGUUAAAGAAUUGUUGGAAAUUGUUCGAGAACAACCAGAAUUGACUCAUCCACGUUACCGACAGCAGCAACAACAACAACAGCCGCAACAACCUCAGGUAGAUCAGCCUACAUCCUUGACAAGUGAUCGACAGUCACCAUGAACAAUUAAAAUUUGAUUAAAAAUCCAUUCAUUUAUAUAAGAUGUGAUACACCAAAGGUAGUUCAUCACAGAAUUUUCAUUUAAUGUAUAUAAAUUCUAAAGAAAACGCAUAAAAAAUACUCUUACAUUUCAUUAAUUUUCCCAUUAAAUAUAUUUUGUUC